UGUGCUUCUUCAAUUGUAAAAUAUGAUUGGCAGCUCGCCAAAAAGCGUCGAAUAAAAGUGUCUACGUGCAUCAAAAUGUUAAUGGAACGCACUGACAGUUUUCUCAUUUUUGCCGAAAAGGCGCAAAAAAGUGAAGAUACGCUAAAACAGCUUUCACACGAAGAAAAUAAUGAUAAUAAUAACUCGAAUUUUUCCGCUGGUGAUAGUGAAGUUAAAGUUGGUAAUGGAUUGUCACUUAGAAGUCGACUGUUUUCGAAGAAAUUGAAUUUUGGUAAGAAAGAGAAAACGAAAAAAGAAGAAACAAAAGGGGAAGAUUUUGUGCAACAAGUUCGAUCUUUGACAAACAGCAUAACAUCUUUGAAGAACUUUCUGGAACGGAAUCGAAACGAUUACCUCUCCAAAUCAGUUUCUCUUCUAGUCAGUUCGCAAUCGCCUUAUUCCGAAAUGGAUCGGGAUAAAAUAGACGAACAGGCGGAAAACCUAAUCAAAUUGAGCAACACUAUUUUAUUCACUCUCAAAGACGCUCUAAAUCGAAUUAAACCUGCAAAAGAAACAACUUUGAAUCAAUUUGAAAGCUGGCUGACUGAUUUUUCAGCUGAAAGUUUGACUCGAGGGUUCGAAAUAAAUGAGAAACUAGAACAUCGUAAAUUAGUUAUCAGUUUGUUAGAGGCUUACUUGAAAGAAGUUUGCGAUAUUUAUUCUGAACAAAAAGCAGUUCGCCUGAAAAGCAGCGUGGAAAGAAAGAAAUUUUCAAGACUUGAAUUAUCUGCUAAUUUAAGAUCGCCUAAAGAUCAAAAAGAGUAUCGAACUGUAUCUCAAGUUCCCCAAGAAUUAAGUUCAGAUACUGUCAAUGACCCAAGCAAGGAUCUCCUUUCGCCUGAAGAAAUGCAACAAAUGGAAUUAGAAAACCAACAGCUGUUCAAUGACCUUCAAGGAAUGGAAGAUCAAGUCAAGGUCAUUGAAGGUCAAGUUGUGGAGAUUUCACGUUUGCAGAGUAUCUUCACAGAGAAAGUUUUAUCACAGAGUGAGAAAAUUGAAAGUGUGUAUAUGACUACAGUCAGUUCAACAGAGAAUAUCAAACAAGGAAAUGAACAUAUUAGAAAUGCAAUGAGAAAUAAUGCAGGACUGAGGUUUUGGAUUUUGUUCUUUCUAGUAGUGAGUUCGUUCUCGCUGUUAUUUUUGGACUGGUAUGAUACAUAAUGAUUCAUGUUUUCUCUGAAAAAAAAAAUGAUGAUCAUGGGUUCAAUUGAUGUAAAUUUAAGGUCAUAUCAUGGAAAAAAUAGUAAUUUAUUGUUAAUUGGA
Symsagittifera roscoffensis is the source of this 1302-nucleotide messenger RNA. RefSeq names its product syntaxin-18-like. Lineage: Eukaryota; Metazoa; Xenacoelomorpha; Acoela; Convolutidae. Gene Ontology annotation, biological process: retrograde vesicle-mediated transport, Golgi to endoplasmic reticulum. The record is from RefSeq and is a predicted model, not a curated record. The transcript is spliced from 2 exons. Gene Ontology annotation, cellular component: SNARE complex; endoplasmic reticulum. Bases 76 to 1200 code for a protein of 374 amino acids.